GGCCAAUGAAGACGCUCUCUACUUUACUAAAGUCGAAAGGAAAGUUCUCCCUAAAUCACUCAGUCAUAGCAGCCAUCAACCCUCUCUCUCUCCCACACAUGUAUAAAUAUCCCCAUAAAUUUCUAUUACAAACAGACUUAGCCUAGCUCUCUCUCAGAGUCCUAGAAAGACAAGAGAGCAGGACUAAUUCAAGAUUUGUUGGAGAGGAAAAGAAUUAUAAAACAAAAAAACAGUGAGAGUCACAAGAAUUUCAUAUUGCCACCAACCAAAUACUGUUCUUUUUUCCCUAUCUCUUUGUUUCUGAAAAUACAAAGCUUCAAGAAAACCCAACAAAAAGAAGAAGAAGAAGAAGAUGGAAGGAAUAGAUAAAGCAAGAGGCUCGCAAAGGCGGGCAAGCCGUAGCUUUAGCAGAAACGUAAGCAGGAGCAUGAGCAGGCAAAGUUGGAGCAUGGAAGAUGUAUUUUCAGCUAGUAGGCACUCUCGCCGAAACAGUCAUGUUGACGAAGAUGAGGAAGCUCUAAAAUGGGCUGCCAUUGAGAAAUUACCCACCUAUGAUCGUCUAAGAACAAGUAUUAUCAACUCUUACAUGGAGAAUGAGCAUCCACAUGCUAAAAAAAUGCACAAAGAAGUGGAUGUAAGAAAGCUGGAUUUGGAUGAGAGGCAAGAAUUCAUUGACAGGAUUUUUAAGGUUGCAGAGGAAGAUAAUGAGAGGUUCUUGAAGAAGUUUAGAAAUAGAAUCGAUAAGGUUGGUAUCCGACUUCCUACUGUUGAAGUUCGGUUUGAUCAUUUAACGAUUGAAGCUGAUUGCUAUGUUGGCACAAGAGCUCUUCCCACUCUUCCAAAUGUUGCCAGAAACAUUGCCGAAUCCGCUCUUGGUUUGCUUGGGAUUGGACUGACCAAGACAACAAAAUUAACAAUUCUUAAGGAUGCCUCAGGAAUUGUAAAACCUUCAAGGAUGGCCCUUUUGUUAGGGCCCCCAUCUUCUGGGAAGACAACCCUUUUGCUGGCAUUGGCUGGAAAGUUGGACCCAAGCCUCAAGGUUAGAGGAGACAUCACUUACAAUGGCUACAAGCUGAAUGAGUUUGUGCCUAAGAAGACAUCCGCAUACAUUAGCCAAAAUGAUGUUCAUGUUGGAGAAAUGACUGUGAAAGAAACUCUAGAUUUCUCAGCAAGGUGCCAAGGGGUUGGAACUCGAUACGAACUCUUAACUGAACUUGCCAGAAGAGAAAAGGAUGCUGGAAUACUUCCAGAGGCAGAAGUUGAUCUUUUUAUGAAGGCAACAUCAAUGGAAGGAGUUGAGAACAGUCUCAUUACUGACUAUACCCUUAAAAUAUUAGGGCUUGAUAUAUGCAAGGACACCAUUGUUGGAGAUGAAAUGCAACGAGGGAUAUCGGGUGGACAGAAAAAACGAGUAACAACAGGAGAGAUGAUUGUUGGGCCAACAAAAACACUAUUCAUGGAUGAGAUAUCAACUGGUCUGGAUAGCUCCACAACAUUCCAAAUAGUGAAAUGCUUGCAACAGAUUGUACACCUUACUGAGGCCACCGUAUUGAUGUCCCUACUCCAGCCUGCUCCUGAGACAUUUGAUCUGUUUGAUGAUAUCGUCCUACUAUCAGAGGGCAAGAUUGUCUACCAGGGCCCACGAGAGCACAUACUUGAGUUCUUUGAAACAUGUGGCUUCAAGUGUCCUGAGAGAAAGGGUACUGCUGAUUUCUUGCAAGAGGUUACAUCAAGGAAGGAUCAAGAGCAAUAUUGGGCAGAUGGAACAAGACCAUACCGGUACACAUCGGUAUCUGAAUUCGCUAGCCGGUUCAAGAGAUUCCACGUGGGAAUGCAGCUUGAAAAUGAGUUGUCAGUACCUUAUAACAAGGCCAAUGGCCAUCAGGCAGCUCUAGUCUUCAAGAAAUAUUUAGUCUCAAAAAUGGAUCUCUUAAAGGCAUGCACUGACAAAGAGUGGCUAUUGAUUAAGAGGAACUCUUUUGUCUAUGUGUUCAAGACUGUCCAAAUUAUUAUUGUGGCAAUCAUAGCUUCCACAGUGUUUUUGAGGACCAAAAUGAAAACUAGGAAUGAAGAAGAUGGGGCGGUAUAUAUUGGUGCACUACUAUUUUCCAUGCUCAUUAACAUGUUCAAUGGCUUUGCUGAGCUAUCAAUGACCAUUGCAAGGCUUCCUGUAUUUUACAAGCAGAGAGACCUCCUCUUUCACCCAGUUUGGACUUUCACACUACCAAGUGUGGUUCUCCGGAUCCCAAUGUCUGUUCUUGAGUCCGUUGUUUGGAUGGUCAUGACAUACUACUCCAUAGGAUUUGCCCCUGAAGCUAGCAGGUUCUUCAAGCAACUAUUGUUGAUAUUUCUGAUCCAACAAAUGGCCGCUGGGAUCUUUAGGCUCAUCUCUGCAGUCUGCAGGACUAUGAUCAUUGCCAACACUGGUGGAGCUCUCACUCUCCUACUUGUGUUCCUACUUGGAGGUUUUAUCCUUCCUAGAGAUGAAAUUCCAAAAUGGUGGAUUUGGGGCUACUGGGUUUCACCUAUGUCAUACGGUUUCAAUGCCAUUGCUGUAAAUGAAAUGUUUGCUCCGAGGUGGAUGAACAAAAAUGCUACAGACGGUGCAACCAAAUUGGGUGUGGCAGUUCUUGAGAGCUUUAAUGUUUUCCCUGACAGAAACUGGUACUGGAUUGGCGCAGCAGCACUGCUUGGGUUCACAGUUCUAUUUAACGUCCUAUUCACCUUAGCACUUAUGUACCUUAACCCAAUGGAAAAGCCACAAGCAAUAUUAUCCGAAGAAGCUGCAGAUGAGAUGGAAGGAGACAACACAAAUACAAAGGAAGAGCCAAGACUCAGACGACCUGUGUCGAAGAGAGAUUCUGCUUCUCGAUCAUUGUCUGCUUCUGAUGGAAACAAUACAAGAGAAAUGGCAAUUAGGCGAAUGAGCAGCCGAUCUAAUAGCAAUGGAAUAAACAGAAAUGCUGAUUCUACUCUUGAGGCAGCCAAUGGCGUUGCUCCCAAGAGAGGAAUGGUUCUCCCAUUCACUCCUUUGGCAAUGUCUUUCGACAGUGUGAAUUAUUAUGUGGACAUGCCUGCUGAAAUGAAGGAACAAGGAGUAGCAGAAGACAGGCUCCAGUUGCUUCGAGGAGUAACAGGAGCAUUUAGACCUGGGGUCUUGACAGCACUUAUGGGAGUCAGUGGAGCCGGAAAGACAACAUUGAUGGAUGUUUUAGCAGGAAGAAAGACAGGUGGUUACAUUGAAGGGGAUGUUAGGAUCUCUGGAUUCCCUAAGAUUCAAGAAACCUUUGCAAGAAUUUCUGGUUACUGUGAACAAACUGACAUUCACUCACCUCAAGUCACUGUGAGGGAAUCCUUGAUUUACUCAGCUUUCCUUCGUCUCCCUAAAGAAGUCAGCAAUGAAGAAAAGAUGAUUUUCGUUGAUGAAGUGAUGGAAUUGGUAGAGCUAAACAAUCUCAGGGAUGCUAUAGUGGGGCUUCCAGGAAUUACAGGGUUGUCAACAGAACAGCGGAAGAGGCUGACAAUUGCAGUUGAGCUUGUUGCCAAUCCUUCAAUCAUUUUUAUGGAUGAACCAACUUCAGGUCUUGAUGCAAGGGCAGCAGCCAUUGUCAUGAGGACAGUGAGAAAUACUGUAGAUACUGGAAGAACGGUUGUGUGCACCAUUCACCAGCCUAGCAUUGAUAUCUUCGAAGCCUUUGAUGAGCUACUAUUAAUGAAGAGAGGAGGACAAGUCAUCUACUACGGACCUUUGGGUCGAAAUUCUCACAAAAUAGUAGAAUAUUUUGAGGCAAUUCCUGGAGUGCCAAAAAUCAAAGAUAAGUACAACCCUGCAACAUGGAUGCUUGAAGUAAGUUCAAUGGCUGCUGAAGUGAGGCUUGGAAUGGACUUUGCUGAACACUACAAGUCAUCAUCCUUGCAUCAGAGAAAUAAGGCCUUGGUAAAAGAGUUAAGCACUCCUCCACCCGGAGCAAAGGACCUAUAUUUUGCCACAGAGUUCUCUCAGCCCACAUGGGGGCAGUUCAAAUCUUGCUUAUGGAAGACAUGGUGGACUUAUUGGAGAAGUCCAGAUUAUAACCUUGUCAGAUUCUUUUUCACCUUGGCUGCUGCCCUAAUGGUUGGGACAAUUUUCUGGAAAGUUGGAACUAAAAGGGAAAAUGCAAGUGAUCUUACUAUGAUCAUUGGAGCAAUGUAUGCUGCUGUACUGUUUGUAGGAAUUAAUAAUUGCUCGACAGUACAACCGAUAGUAGCCAUUGAAAGAACAGUGUUUUAUCGAGAAAGAGCUGCUGGGAUGUACUCUGCAAUGCCUUAUGCCCUUGCACAGGUGAUUUCUGAAAUACCAUAUGUGCUUGUUCAAACUUCAUAUUAUACACUUAUUGUGUACGCCAUGGUGGCCUUCGAAUGGACAGUAGCAAAAUUCUUCUGGUUCUUCUUUGUCUCCUUCUUCUCCUUCCUAUACUUCACAUAUUAUGGCAUGAUGACUGUUUCCAUCACGCCAAACCACCAAGUAGCAGCCAUUUUUGCAGCAGCAUUUUAUUCUCUCUUCAAUCUUUUCUCAGGCUUCUUCAUCCCAAGACCUAAAAUUCCAAAAUGGUGGGUUUGGUAUUAUUGGAUUUGCCCAGUAGCAUGGACUGUCUAUGGAUUGAUUGUGUCACAAUACGGGGAUGUGGACGCCACCAUUAGUGUACCUGGGAUGAACAAUAGAGUUCCUAUCAAAGAGUAUAUUGAAAGCCAUUUUGGGUAUGAUCCCAAUUUCAUGGGGCCAGUUGCUGGAGUUUUGGUUGGCUUUGCAGUCUUCUUUGCGUUCAUGUUUGCCUAUUGCAUAAAGACUCUAAACUUCCAGAACAGAUAGAAGAGAGCUGUAGAAGAAAUUCUUGUUAUAGCAGGUUCUACAAAUCAAAAUGAUUCCUGCAAUCUAGAUUGAAAAAUACUGAUAGUUGUAUAAGGCUUCAAUUUAUUUUUGUAGGAAACUUAAGUAUGUCAUCUUCUUCUUCUUCUUUAUUAUUAUUAUUAUUUUUUUUUAAGAAGCAUAUAUUCAUUACUAUAGAAAGAUAAUGAUGAAAAGUUUAGUUAGAAAUCUGAAAGCAGUAUUGUAAAUGUAAAGGUUAUUGGAAUUGUUAUUUUGGAAGGAAGAAGUUAUUAAAAGUUGCAA
Molecule: messenger RNA, 5149 nt
Organism: Quercus lobata
Lineage: Eukaryota; Viridiplantae; Streptophyta; Magnoliopsida; Fagales; Fagaceae
Product: ABC transporter G family member 29-like
Exons: 22
Coding region: 353-4849 (1498 amino acids)
Cellular component (GO): membrane
Molecular function (GO): ATP hydrolysis activity; ATP binding; ABC-type transporter activity
Source: RefSeq, a predicted model, not a curated record